Eucalyptus grandis is the source of this 1574-nucleotide messenger RNA. Its product is annotated as rhomboid-like protein 20. Gene Ontology annotation, molecular function: protein binding; serine-type endopeptidase activity. Lineage: Eukaryota; Viridiplantae; Streptophyta; Magnoliopsida; Myrtales; Myrtaceae. The transcript is spliced from 8 exons. The record is from RefSeq and is a predicted model, not a curated record. Gene Ontology annotation, cellular component: membrane. Bases 136 to 834 code for a protein of 232 amino acids.
AAAAGAGCAGCAGAGAGAGAGAGAGAGAGAGAGAAGAGCACUUCAAACCGAGGAAGAGGGAAUUCAACGAGAACGAAGAAGCAGGUCCGGUGCGAGCGAGCGAGCUUCUUCUUCAUCUACGGACCCAGGAGCAGGAUGAUGAACGUGGGCCCUUCUGGUUUCAACAAUGCGCCGGUCUCCCGAGCGUUCAUCGUCGCCACCGGCGCCUUCACCGUCUUCUUCGGGAUCAGGGACCGCGCCAACAAGCUCGGCGUGUCUUACCAGGACAUUUUCCAAAAGAUGCAGAUGUGGAAGCUAAUACCAGCAAUCUUUGCCUUUUCUUCAACACCAGAACUGAUUUUUGGCCUUUAUCUGCUCUACUACUUCAGAAUUUUUGAGAGACAGAUAGGUUCUAAUAAGUUCUUGGUCUUUUCUUUGUUCUCUACAAUAGUAUCAAUGGUCCUUCAAGUCCUCACAUUGGCAGUUGUUAAUGUUCCUUCCUCAAACUUAGUCAGCUCAGGUCCUUAUGCUGUUAUAUUUGCAUCGUUCGUACCCUUUUUCUUUGACAUUCCAGUUUCAACACGAUUUCGAGUGCUAGGCAUCAGCUUCUCUGAUAAAUCUUUCAUAUAUCUAGCUGGUCUGCAGCUUUUGUUGUCAUCCUGGAAAAGGUCCAUCUUGCCAGGGAUUUGCGGCAUUCUUGCUGGUUCCCUGUAUCGUCUCAAUGUUUUCCGCAUCCGCAAGGCGAAGGACUGUCUACAGGAAGUGCACGUGUCUCACCAACUAGGAAUGUUGUGGGAAAUAUUCCAUCUUUUGCGAGUCACCAGCGGAACCAUACUUCAGUGCCUUCCACCGUAGAGCCAUCAGAGGAAUCUGUUGCAACCCUUGUUUCAAUGGGCUUCGACAGGAAUUCUGCUAGGCAAGCACUUGCACAGGCUAGAAAUGACGUUAAUACAGCGACAAACAUCCUUCUUGAAGCUCAGUCUCACUAAUUGCUUAGAGAAAAGUUCUGGUGAUGCGACUCGAACUCUGUUAAUUAAGUUCAGGGGGAGGAUUUGAUGGGUGACGGGAUCUGUUACCUACACAAUAGGCAUUUUGACGAGUCGCUCAAUCUUCUAACUGGAGCUUCUGAAUAUCCUCGCCAUGUCGUUCUUGGGACUUUCCCUUCAUCGUAGAUCCUUCGGUCCCUAUAAGCAGUAGGCAUUUAUUUGCAGCUGAAAGCAAUUCACACACAGCAUGACCGUUGGGAUGAAGCCUCGAUGGAUUUCGCCCAGAAUCAAGACAUGGUUAAUUAUUAUCUUUAGAAGAAUCCCCUAUGGAAAAAACUGUGUACAGUAUUUAUCUGAUUAAUUCUUGUCUUCAGCCAGUGACAAGACAUUCCGCGGGUUGUCGUUUUCUAGAUCGCACAGUGGUCAGUAGUAAAUGUACCUUGUUAAUAGUUUAUGCAAGAGUUAAGUACAAUUAAUGCUGCUGACUGAUAUUGGUCGAAAUCGGAAGGGGGCGUUUCGUGACCAGCUGGAGUUGAUAGGCUUUUUGUGCGUUUCGGUGCUUGAAAAUUUUCAUGGGGGUGGUAACUUCGAUUAUAAAAUUUGCAGUGC